This is a messenger RNA of Didymosphaeria variabile, 672 nucleotides long. It is a transcript of the gene mge1, whose product is annotated as GrpE, mitochondrial. Gene Ontology annotation, cellular component: PAM complex, Tim23 associated import motor. Gene Ontology annotation, biological process: protein folding; protein import into mitochondrial matrix. The record is from RefSeq and is a predicted model, not a curated record. Lineage: Eukaryota; Fungi; Ascomycota; Dothideomycetes; Pleosporales; Didymosphaeriaceae. The coding region runs from base 1 to 672 and encodes 223 amino acids. The transcript is spliced from 2 exons. Gene Ontology annotation, molecular function: protein homodimerization activity; protein-folding chaperone binding; adenyl-nucleotide exchange factor activity.
AUGCUCCAAAGAACGCUCUUCCGCGCCUCAAGACAGGCAGCCCACCCCGUCCGGCGCAUACAACCCGCCUUUGCCCCCAUCUCACGAGCAGCGCCCGCCAUACGGUGGUACUCUGAUGCCGCGCCCGCAGAGGCAAAGAAGGAGGGCGAAGCUGCAGAAGCGAAAGUAGACCCCUCAGCGCAAAUGAAGGAGCAGCUGGAGAAGAAGGAUAAGGAGAUUGUUGAUCUCAAGGAUAAAUACCUCCGCUCUGUCGCCGACUACCGCAACCUUCAAGAGCGCACGAAGCGCGAAAUCCAAUCCGCCAAAGACUUUGCGCUCCAGAAAUUCGCGCGCGACCUCGUCGAGUCCGUCGAUAACCUCGAUCGGGCACUCACAACCGUCGAACCCUCCAAGUUGACCUCCCCAGACGCAAAUUCCGAUCUUGUACAAUUACACGACGGCCUCAAGAUGACGGACAGUAUCCUGAUCUCGACGCUCAAGAAGCACGGCUUGGAGAGGUUUGAUCCGAGCGAGCAGAAUGAGAAGUUCAACCCCAAUCUACACGAGGCGGUGUUCCAGACGCCGAUGCCGGAUAAGGAGGAUGGCGUUUGCUUUCACACGCAGCAGAAGGGGUUCCUCCUCAAUGGCCGCGUGUUGAGGGCUGCCAAGGUCGGCGUUGUCAAGAACUCAUAG